Gastrolobium bilobum is the source of this 981-nucleotide messenger RNA. RefSeq lists its product as uncharacterized. Bases 1 to 981 code for a protein of 326 amino acids. NCBI's taxonomy places the organism in Eukaryota, Viridiplantae, Streptophyta, Magnoliopsida, Fabales, Fabaceae. Gene Ontology annotation, molecular function: zinc ion binding; nucleic acid binding. The transcript has a single exon. The record is from RefSeq and is a predicted model, not a curated record.
AUGCUGACCACGGCUGUUCGUACUCUGCCAGAGAUCAUUAAUCAGAGUCGGCAGGCGGAGGACAUUAUCACUGAAGCAAGAAAUUUGAACAGACAACCGGUGCAACAGCAGGGAGGAAGCAGAGUGGGCAGAUUCUUUAAGAAGAUCACCGGAAUGAACAAAGGAAAGGGUCCGCAGAUGCAGGCUCGGGCUGGGAGUUUCAAGAGGAAUAAUGCUCCUGGUCAGUCAUCAACAGGACGUCAGGGUUCCAAUGCUUGUGCCGUUUGUGGGAAAAAUCAUGUUGGAGUCUGUUUACGUGGAAGCAACACCUGUUACAGAUGCGGUCAGCCAGGACAUUUCGCUUAUAAUUGUCAAAAUAAUGCUAAUCAGCAACCUGCUCAGGCUCGGGUAUUCACCCUUGAUGCUAAUGAAGCUCAGAAGUAUCCCAAUUUGAUUCGAGGUAACAUAAUUCUUAAUGGUUGUCCUAUUUCUGCUAUUUUUGAUUCUGGAGCAUCUGGUUCGUUUAUGGCAAACCAUAUAGCUAUGAGGAUAGGGAUCACCCCAACCCCAUUACCCUAUGAGUUACACAUCAGUACCCCCACUGGAGGAUCGUGCACAGCCUCAGAAAUUUGCAGAGGCGUUCUUUUGAUGUAUGAGGGAAGCGUUUAUACAAUUAACUUAGUGGUUCUACCGAUUUUCAAUUUCGAAGUGAUUAUCGGUAUGGACUGGUUGGCAGAGAACAGGAUCACCUUGGACUGUCAAGCAGGGAAGAUCAUUGUUCCUCCAAGAGACGGUAAUUUUCUGCCUUUUGCUACUAUCUCUUUAUUGCAAACUCGUAAAGAGCUCCUUCGGGGAGCUGCAGGUUAUCUCUUGUCGAUCGAGGCUGAGACCUCGGCUGAAAAGCCAAUUCAAAAUGUACCAGUGGUGAACGAAUUCGAGGAAGUGUUUCCUGAUGACAUUCCUCGAUUACCCCCCUCAGCGGGAGAUAGAAUUUUCCAUUGA